Molecule: messenger RNA, 370 nt
Organism: Didymodactylos carnosus
Lineage: Eukaryota; Metazoa; Rotifera; Eurotatoria; Philodinida; Philodinidae
Source: the annotation of a GenBank genome assembly
AUGACAUGUUAUGUGGGAGUUUAUUCUGCGGUUAAUACAAGUCUUUAUCUGACUGCUCAAUUUAGUUCUAUUAGUAACGUUGCGAUGACAACUCUAAAUCAAAAUCAAAUACAAUAUUGUAUUAUUAAACGAGACACAGUUUAUUACAACAAUGGUUCCCAAUAUGAUCAUACACUAUAUGACGUAAGUAGUAUAACAAAUACCUAUGAACAACUGACACAACGUUGUACAGGAUUUUCAUCGGCAAGCGAUGUUGGAUAUGGUACAUGUACACCGCGGUCUUAUGAAUUCUACAACAUAUCAUCACUAUGUAUCUGUGCAACUAAGAAUUGUAAUUACAAUUUCACAACAUGUCAACAGUCAGUUCAAG